Bathycoccus prasinos is the source of this 375-nucleotide messenger RNA. Its product is annotated as 40S ribosomal protein S20. Gene Ontology annotation, cellular component: cytosolic small ribosomal subunit; ribosome. Gene Ontology annotation, molecular function: RNA binding; structural constituent of ribosome. Gene Ontology annotation, biological process: translation. Lineage: Eukaryota; Viridiplantae; Chlorophyta; Mamiellophyceae; Mamiellales; Bathycoccaceae. Bases 1 to 375 code for a protein of 124 amino acids. The transcript has a single exon. The record is from RefSeq and is a predicted model, not a curated record.
AUGUCAGCAGCAGUUGAAGGAAAACCAGCGGCGGCGAAAGCCGGCGAUGCCGAAGCGCAACGCAUCCACCGCAUCCGCAUCACCCUGUCCUCCAGAAACGUGAAAAACUUGGAAAAAGUGUGCUCGGAUUUGAUUCGAGGCGCCAAGGAGAAGCGAUUAAAGGUCAAAGGCCCGGUUCGCAUGCCGACGAAGAAGUUGCAAGUGACGGUUCGCAAAGCCCCGUGCGGGGAAGGUACGAACACGUGGGAUAAGUUCACCAUGAGAAUCCACAAGCGGUUGAUCGAUUUGCACUCGCCGGCGGAUUUGGUGAAGCAAAUCACGAGCAUCUCCAUCGAACCGGGAGUCGAGGUUGAGGUGACCAUCGUGGACAACUAA